AUGUCUCCGGCGCCCCCAACCAACGACAAAGCCGACCCGCCGGCUCCCCUCGUAAGCUCGUGGCGCGCUCGCGCUGACGCGGGCGAGGCCGUCGCCGUCGUCCGCGUGCGGAACCUGCGAAGCUCCAUCCCCAUCGGCCGGGAUGCCUGGGGCCGCUCCGGCAAGCUGCAGCCGGUGCUCCUGUCGUCCGAGGUCUCGUUCGCGGUCCCUUUCGCCGUCAGCGAGUCCUCGUCGGCGAACACCGACAAGCUCGAUUCCGGCACCGUGCACUACGGCAAUCUGAGCAAAGCGUUGCUCGGUAGCCUCGAGCUUCUAGGUCAGGGCAAUGCCGCCGACCCUGAUUCCAAGGCCGGGACGGCGGCGUCGGCGGUAGCCGCUACGGGCUACGAAGCCGAGGUCGCGACCCCGCGCACCGCGGACGUCAUGGAGCUUCUGUGGGUGCGCAUGACGGGGCGCGUUGUGGACGGCAGCCGCGUGGCGCUUCCGCUGGACCAGUUGCCGUUCCUGCACGCGGCGCGCCUGCGCUCGUUGUCGCUCACCGUGGAGUUGCCCAAGGCGUCUCUCCUCGGCGCCGGCGUGAGCUUGACUACGACGGCGAGCUUCAGAGAAGACCUGCCGAAAGAACAGGAGAAAGAAAAGGGCGACACGAACCAGAACCCCCUGCAAUCGUACUCUCGCACCCUGCGCAUCCAUGGACUGCACAUUCCCACGCUCAUUGGUGUUAACCCGAAUGAGCGCAAGGCCAAGCAGAUGCUCGUUGUAGAUGUCGAGAUCGAUAAGUUCGAUGUCGCGGAGGAUAUACAUACCGAGCUGGAGGCUAUCGUAGUAGAGGCAAUAGAGUCUUCGUCCUUCGAGACGCUAGAGGCUCUUGCAUCCCACGUCGGCAAUAAGAUCUUAUCGGACUUCAGGAUCGCUGACGACCCGAAGCCCAUGAAAGACCGGGGGUGGCGGGUAAAGGUCUGCUUGGAGAAGCCGAUUGCGAUACCUACCGCCGAGUUCCCAGCCGUCGAAGUGACAAUGGGGUCGUGA
Daldinia caldariorum is the source of this 1029-nucleotide messenger RNA. Its product is annotated as Dihydroneopterin aldolase-domain-containing protein. The transcript is spliced from 2 exons. Gene Ontology annotation, cellular component: cytoplasm. Lineage: Eukaryota; Fungi; Ascomycota; Sordariomycetes; Xylariales; Hypoxylaceae. The record is from RefSeq and is a predicted model, not a curated record. Gene Ontology annotation, molecular function: dihydroneopterin aldolase activity. Bases 1 to 1029 code for a protein of 342 amino acids. Gene Ontology annotation, biological process: folic acid-containing compound metabolic process.